Molecule: messenger RNA, 1312 nt
Organism: Alligator mississippiensis (American alligator)
Lineage: Eukaryota; Metazoa; Chordata; Crocodylia; Alligatoridae
Gene: P2RY11
Product: purinergic receptor P2Y11
Exons: 2
Coding region: 181-1167 (328 amino acids)
Biological process (GO): cellular response to ATP; calcium-mediated signaling; G protein-coupled receptor signaling pathway
Cellular component (GO): plasma membrane
Molecular function (GO): neurotransmitter receptor activity; G protein-coupled ATP receptor activity
Source: RefSeq, a predicted model, not a curated record
AGCCUCCCCCCUGCAGUAGCAUGGCGGGGCUGGCAUAGUGCAUAAGCCCUGUUCUUCCGCCCUGUGGUUGCAGCAGAGGGAGGAGGAGUCACUUCCUGCUCCAGGGGCCUCUUCCUUUCCUUGCAGCGGGCAGCUGCACUGAUCAAAGUGCCCAGGCCAAGAUCUGCAGUGCCAGACAGCAUGGCAGCUGUGGCCAAAGGCCCCACUAAGGGCAACUGCAGCCUCUCCAGCUUCAGUGACUUUCAGGAGCAGCUGUGGCCAGUGCUGGUGCUGGAGUUCGUGGUAGCUGUGGUGGGCAACGGAGCAGCAUUACAUGGACUGGCCAGGCAGGCACAGCCCUGGCAUGCAGGCACCAUCUUUGCAUGCCACCUGGCCACUGGCGACCUGCUGUAUGCCCUGGCGCUGCCUGCACUGGCUGCCUACUACUACCCACCCAAACACUGGCGGUACGGCUCAGUCCUCUGCAAGCUUGAACGCUUCCUCUUCACCUGUACUCUCUAUGGUGGCAUCUUCCUUGUAGCCUGCCUCAGCCUGCUGCGCUAUGCUGCCUUGGUGCACCCGUUGGCAACCCGUGGCCGCUUAGGCCUGCACCGCGCCCACCUGCUCAGUGGGGCUGUGUGGCUGCUGGCAGCCAUGCUCUCAGCACCCACAUUGCACUUCUCAGGACUACAGCUGCACCCAGGCAACACCACUGAGUGCCUGGGCACAGCCCCAUUCCUGCUCCUGCCUUCUUACCUGCCCUACAGCCUGGUGUUGGCAGGGGUUGGCUGUGGCUUGCCUGGGCUGCUGACACUGUUCUGUUGUGGGGCUGUGGCUCGUGCUGUGCUACGUAGCCCAGGGCUGGCACAGGGGGAGAGGCGGCAGGCAUGGGUGCUGGUGGGUGUAGGUGCGGGGCUCUAUGCUGUUUCCUACUUGCCUUACCAUGUCCUGCGCAACCUCAACCUGUGGCGCCGGCUGUGGGCACCAGCCAGGGAGGACUGUAGGUUCUCACAGCAGGUGCAUGCUGCCCUGCAGCUCAGCAAAGUGCUGGUCACAUUCCACAUUUGUGCCCACCCAUUGCUCUACGCCCCUCUGGCUAACAGCCUGCGCCGCUGUUGUGCCCAGUGCCCCCAUGGUCCCCCCCAGGGGGAAGCUCUGGAGCUGCAGGGGGGCAGGAAGGACCCGUAAGCAAACAGGGAUGGCGUAUGCCCUGAGUGUACAGCUCUCUUGGCCCAGGGCUCCACUGCAGCCACCGCUCAGCCAGGGGCCAUGAGACCAAGAGGGAAGGGCAGGCAGCACUCAGAGCCAGGCAUUAAAGCAGCAACUGAGCAGC